Molecule: messenger RNA, 1241 nt
Organism: Otolemur garnettii (small-eared galago)
Lineage: Eukaryota; Metazoa; Chordata; Mammalia; Primates; Galagidae
Gene: CAB39L
Product: calcium binding protein 39 like
Exons: 8
Coding region: 44-1048 (334 amino acids)
Biological process (GO): intracellular signal transduction
Molecular function (GO): protein serine/threonine kinase activator activity
Source: RefSeq, a predicted model, not a curated record
CUUUUAGCAUUCCACAUUGGAAGAAGAGCUCUCUACAUAAAAAAUGCCUUUGUUCAGCAAAUCACACAAAAAUCCAGCAGAAAUUGUGAAAAUUCUGAAAGACAACCUGGCCAUUUUGGAAAAGCAAGACAAGAAGACAGACAAGGCUUCAGAAGAAGUGUCGAAAUCACUGCAGGCAAUGAAGGAAAUUCUGUGUGGUACAAAUGACAAGGAACCCCCGACAGAAGCAGUAGCUCAGCUAGCACAAGAACUCUACAGCAGCGGGCUGCUGGUGACACUCAUCGCUGAUCUGCAGCUCAUAGACUUCGAGGGAAAAAAAGAUGUGACCCAGAUAUUUAACAACAUUCUCAGAAGACAGAUAGGCGCUCGGAGCCCCACUGUGGAGUACAUCAGCGCUCACCCCCACAUCCUGUUCAUGCUUCUCAAGGGAUAUGAAGCCCCACAGAUUGCCUUGCGUUGUGGGAUCAUGCUGAGAGAAUGCAUUCGACACGAACCACUUGCCAAAAUCAUCCUCUUUUCUAAUCAAUUCAGAGAUUUCUUUAAGUAUGUGGAGAUGUCAACAUUUGAUAUUGCUUCAGAUGCGUUUGCUACUUUUAAGGAUUUACUAACCAGACAUAAAGUGUUGGUAGCAGACUUCUUAGAACAAAAUUAUGAUGCUAUCUUUGAAGACUAUGAGAAAUUGCUUCAGUCUGAGAACUAUGUGACUAAGAGACAAUCUUUAAAGCUGCUAGGUGAACUGAUCCUGGACCGCCACAACUUCGCCGUCAUGACCAAGUACAUCAGCAAGCCGGAGAACCUGAAGCUGAUGAUGAACCUCCUUCGGGACAAGAGUCCCAACAUCCAGUUUGAAGCCUUUCACGUUUUUAAGGUGUUUGUGGCUAGUCCUCACAAGACCCCUCCUAUUGUGGAGAUUCUGUUAAAAAAUCAGCCCAAACUCAUUGAGUUUCUGAGCAGCUUCCAAAAAGAAAGGACGGAUGAUGAGCAGUUCGCUGACGAGAAGAACUACUUGAUUAAACAGAUUAGGGACUUGAAGAAAACAGCACCCUGAGGAUCUCACUGUGCCUGCCACAGUCGUCGUCUCACCAGUCCAGUCUGUACAAUAAUUGUCAUUUCAAAAAGUCAUCAUUCCGGGGAAGGCUUUGGAGGGCCCUAUUUUUUCUCAAUUAAUUGUUCAGGGUAGAUGGAAUAUAAACAUAUAAGUGGAAAAAAUUAACCUAGAAUAAUAUAUGCAUUUUAAUCAA